Molecule: messenger RNA, 1269 nt
Organism: Talaromyces stipitatus ATCC 10500
Lineage: Eukaryota; Fungi; Ascomycota; Eurotiomycetes; Eurotiales; Trichocomaceae
Product: adenosine deaminase, putative
Exons: 4
Coding region: 1-1269 (422 amino acids)
Biological process (GO): hypoxanthine salvage; adenine catabolic process
Cellular component (GO): cytosol
Molecular function (GO): adenine deaminase activity
Source: RefSeq, a predicted model, not a curated record
AUGGUAGAACCAGUCUAUCGGAUCGCGCCGAAUUGUCAAGGAGCUAAGUUUAUCGUAUCAAGAGGUGGUCGGAGAGAUCCGAUUCUUAGCUGCCGGAUCUGGUUAAUGGGCGCAGUAAUGGAGAAGUUCGCGGUGAGAGGUGACUACUCCGAGUAUCCGAGCGAGAUAUCUCAAAUAAUGAACGGCCUCGAAAUCUCCCCGUUUAUUACUGAGCUCCCCAAAGUCGAGCUUCACAUCCACAUCGAAGGAACCCUAACCCCUGCCCUACGCUGGAAACUAGCCCACCGCAACAACAUCCCAUUACCCUAUGCCACAUACGAAGAACUCCUCGACUCCUACAAAGUAACAUACAACCACCGCCGAGAAGUCAACGGCGACAAUGGAGCACCGACGUUCCUCGAAGCUUACUUUGCGGGUUGUCAAGUCCUAUGCACAGAAGAGGAUUUUUACGAAUUGGCAAUGGACUACUUCCGAAAGGCGCGGGAGAUGAAUGUGCGGUACGUCGAGCCGUUUUUUGAUACUCAGGCUCAUACGAAGCGGGGUAUACCUGCUUCGGUGGUGAUGAAUGGAUUUCUGAGGGCGAAACAUGAUGGUGCGAAGUUCUACAAUGUCCGAAGUAAUUGGAUAUUCUGUUUCUUGCGUGAUGAGUCGUUAGAAAGUGGUCUUGAAGCAUACCGGACAGCAAGGCCGUGGGCAAAGACCAAGGACGGUAAAGGGAAAGGCCUGUUUCAUGCCGUUGGGCUGGCGAGUAAUGAAUACGACCGUCCACCAUUACUUUUUGAAGAGGGGUUUCGAUUGGCGAAAGAGGAUGGGCUGCAUGUCACUAUGCACUGUGACGUGGAUCAGAAAGAUGCCGUGGACCAUGUGCAUGAGGCCAUCUUCCAAGUAUGUGGGGGCAAAGGAAGUGAACGUAUAGAUCAUGGCUUGAAUGCCGUUGACCGGGAAGAUUUAAUCGUGGGACUGAAAGAGCGCAAUAUAGGCCUAACUCUGUGUCCGCAUGCAUACCACCGCCGCCAAGCGACCCAUAUAUUAUUUCCUAAGAUCCGGAAGUUGUGGGACGAAGGUGUCAAGAUUUGUAUCAACAGCGAUGAUCCGACGUAUAUGCAUAACGUGUGGAUUGACGGGAAUAUGAUGAAGGUGUACGAGUAUUGUCAGUUUUCGAAGGCUGAUAUGGCCCAACUGGUUCGGAAUGCGGUGGAGGUAAGCUGGGCGGAGGAGGAAGUGAAGGAAGAAAUUUUGGAGGAGCUGGAAGGGUUUGUCGGUCGCUAA